CGUGGCGCGCGACCCGUCUCCUUCACUUCUCAGCGGGACGCGGGGCGGGAAGACUCACCAACCUACUUGCUGCACGUCGCUUCGGGCUCACAGAUUGUACUCGUGGAUGGAAGAUGAAGUAUCACGGGGAACUUGAGGUGGAGGUUGUGAGUGGGGAGAACUUGACAGACAGGGACAACUGUCUCCUCCAGAUCGUGAGGGGAGACUUGUCUGACAUGUGGGUAACCGUCAAGCUCGGUUCAGCCACGAUUCUUACCACUGGGGUGAGAAAGAAUGCAGUCAGCAUCGUGUGGGGAGAGCGCGUCAUCCUCCCUGUGUGUGAAGCUGGAGAUUACCUUAACAUAACGGUGUGGGCCAAGGAACGCCUGAAGUCCAAGCGGGUUGGAAAUGGCCGCAUGCAGCUGGGCAGCCCUCACCAGGCGUGGAAGAAAGAUGGUCCCGUGAACCUUAACGGAAGCAACGGUUGUGUCAAUAUGAAGAUCAUGUACACCCCGGCGGCCCAGGCACGAAGCGAAGACAUCGAGGUUCCCAGGGCAUACUUCCCGAUGCACAAUGGCGGAACAAUGACCUUCUACCAGGACGCGCACACUGGCAAGGUCCCGGGCAUCACUGAAAAGCGGGAGAAUGCCUUCGAGGCCAUGGCUGCUGCGAUUCGCAGCGCCAAGAAGUUAAUCUACAUCGCUGGCUGGAGUCUGUGGACCGGGACGCGGUUAGAGCGGGGCGGGGAGACACUCGGCGAACUACUGAAGGGGAAGGCCAGAGAGGGCGUGCGAGUGUUGCUGCUGAUCUGGAAUGAGAAAUUUUCGGCGGGCCUGUGUGCAGGUCUUGUUGGCACGUUCGACGAAGACACUGACCGUUACUUUGACAAGACAGGGGUGUAUGUAGAGAAGGUCAGGAGAAAGCGUGACACCAAGUGUGCCAUUAGAGAGAAAAUUGUAGAGACCAUUUGGUCUCACCAUCAGAAAAUCAUGGUGGCUGACGAUGGGAAGGGUGAUCUUGUGGCGUUCUUUGGGGGCCAGGAUAUGACAAAGGGCCGCUGGGACACUCCUGAACACCAACUCUUCACAACGCUGGCGACAGACCAUAAAGACGAUUUCCACAAUGGGUACAUUAGCGUAAAGCCGAGCCAAGGGCCGCGCGAACCCUGGCAUGACGUGCACGGGCGCCUCACGGGACGGGCGGCCAUAGACCUCCUGAGGAACUUCGAGGAAAGAUGGAGGAGGCAAGUCCCCGGAAAGGUGCAUUUGCUUGUCCAGACCUACGAAGAUGACCUCAUCAAGGCACAGGAAGGAAAGGACGUUCAGAACGGCACCGUCUGGCAGAUGCAGGUGGUGAGGUCGAUCGAUGGAGACUCGGCCGAGUUUAAUAGCGCUCGAGUGGGCGUCCUGAACAUGACAGAUGGACGCGUGGUGGACUCCAGCGUACACCGGGCGUUUGUGCGCCUCGUACGGAAGGCGGAGAGGUUUCUGUACAUCGAGAGCCAGUACUUCAUCGGGUCUGCGCAGGCGUGGAGUCAGGAUCAAGACAGCUGCGCCAGAAACCUUGUGCCUCUGGAGAUUGUGCAGCGCGUGGUGAGCAAAAUCCGGGCGUGCGAGGCGUUCCGCGUGUAUCUGGUGCUCCCGCUGCUACCCGAGGGACACUUGCGGAACCCCGUCACCAGAAGCAGUGCCAAGGCCAUCCUCCAUUUCCAGUACCUCACGAUACAGAUGAUGUACCGGCGGAUUGCUGAGGCCUUGUGUGAGACUGGCUCUGACCUGCACCCCACCGACUACCUCCUCGUGCUCUGCCUCGGCAAGAAGGAGUCGCGGGCGCGUGUUCGUCAGGCGCUGGGCGGUGAGGAGCCGAGGAGGUGCAGUGAGGAGCGGGCGUGGCGGGACCGGUCUCGCUUCCUCAUCUACGUGCACUCCAAGAUGGCCCUCGCCGACGACACGCACGUCAUCAUCGGCUCGGCCAACAUGAACGAGCGAUCCAUGGACGGCACCCGAGACACUGAGGUGGCCGUGUCUGCCCGCCAGGUCAGAGUGAGGAAAAACAGCCCGAAGGAGGAGGCGGUGAGCGACGGGGACGUGGCCAUGCUCCGCCGGUGCCUCUGGGCGGAACACACGUCCGGUCUGUCCGAGCAAGAGAAAGCCUUAUCGGAUCCGGCCUCCCUCUGCGCCAUCAGAAGGAUUAGAAGCCUCGCUGAUGAGUCUUUGAACUCCUACGUCUACGGCGACCCUGAUGUGGAGUCCAGGAGUCGCUUCAUGAGGUUCCCGCUGGAGGUGUCUCGGGAGGGUGAAGUGCGGGCCAUGGAGGGGACGCCGACCAUCCCUGACUUUGACAUUCCCGUGGAGGGCGCGAAGGGGAUCCUGCCGCCCAUCUCGUUGCUGUAGAUCAAGUCACGCACGCCGAGCCAAGAGUUGUGGCGCUCGUUUUCCGGCCUCGCUGCUGCUGCCACACGUCUUUUGUUUUCUUUGUUGUACUGUGCUGGAAACUAAACUACUCAAUCACCCAGAA
This is a messenger RNA of Eriocheir sinensis (Chinese mitten crab), 2496 nucleotides long. RefSeq lists its product as uncharacterized. Gene Ontology annotation, biological process: phospholipid catabolic process. The transcript has 8 exons. Gene Ontology annotation, cellular component: plasma membrane. Gene Ontology annotation, molecular function: D-type glycerophospholipase activity. The coding region runs from base 114 to 2372 and encodes 752 amino acids. The record is from RefSeq and is a predicted model, not a curated record. Lineage: Eukaryota; Metazoa; Arthropoda; Malacostraca; Decapoda; Varunidae.